This is a messenger RNA of Dendroctonus ponderosae (mountain pine beetle), 8094 nucleotides long. RefSeq names its product zinc finger MIZ domain-containing protein 1 (gene tna). The record is from RefSeq and is a predicted model, not a curated record. The transcript is spliced from 14 exons. Bases 446 to 3397 code for a protein of 983 amino acids. Lineage: Eukaryota; Metazoa; Arthropoda; Insecta; Coleoptera; Curculionidae. Gene Ontology annotation, biological process: protein sumoylation; regulation of transcription by RNA polymerase II. Gene Ontology annotation, molecular function: zinc ion binding; SUMO ligase activity.
GAACUCUCCAAGUCCCAAGUAAACUCAGUACGGCGAUGCGCUUUGUUCACGUCGGUAGCAAGUAGAAAGGUGGAACGGUGGUAACAUUGGAUUAGAAUCAAACCUGUCAAGGAACUACUCAUGUGUUUUUCAACUAAAAGUUUCGCUUGUCGCUAUCGGAAGCCUUUAUGAAAUCCGUGAGUGAUCGAAUGACGGAUAAACAGUCGUGGCGCGAAAAAUUUGAAUUUCAAACGUCGCGUUCUCAGUGUCAAAGUGUGAAGAAAGUAAACUGCAUGGAAACUUGACUUUUUGAGUAGGAUUGUCAAAAUCGACUCAUACGCAAGGAGCUUCCUACUGGACUAUAAAAAUCCCGUCGAUUUUUUUUAUUUUUUUUUGUUUUGUGCUGCACCUGGAACAUUGAUAGCUUCGGAGUCAAAACGAACUUUUUCUUUAUGUUUUCGCUCAAAUGCUGGGAUAUACUCCCUAUAGAGAUUGGCCGCAGGGUGGUCUCAACACCCCGCAGCAACUUUCCGUCGUGACCACCGUGUGGGGGGGAGUCACCACGCCCACGCAGUCGGGCCCCCACGGGGCAUACGCAGGAUCAGGGGGCCCGAUACAGCAGCAAGGACCGUACCUUAAGGGGCAACCGAAUGCUGGCUACGGAACGCAAGCGAAUUUCAGGGGCCAUGGAUUAAACAAUUACGGCACGGGCCCAAAUGGCAUGAACCAGCAGGAUCAAGCAGUAGGCGGAUACCAAAAUCAAGGAAACGCUCUAUCGACGGCUGCAAUGGUUGCAGCAGCAACGGCUACGGCCACGGCAACAGCAAGUGUGGUAGCACUGCAAGACAACGCGGCCCAAUUUGCAAAUCAGCAAUACAAUCAGGGCUACCAGCAGAGAAUGAUGCCGAUGAGCGGCAUGAACCCAAUGGGAAUGAACGCAAUGAAUAACAUGAACCAAAUGGGAGGAAUGCAUGCAAUGAAUGGCAUGGGAAACAUGGGAGCUCGUCCGAUCUAUGCAGGAAUGGGUCCUAAAAUGGGCAUGUCACUCCAAGGACCAGGUUCAGCUGGAUCGAAUGCGAUGUAUUCGAAUAGGAGAGCGGUGCCCUAUCCGAAUCCCAUCAUGCAUAUGGCACAGAAAAGGGGAGGCCAGACCUAUUCGAACGGUCCCUGUCCCACAAUGGGAAGUAUGGGCAACCCGAACAUGGGCAACCCCAAUAUGGGAUCAAUGGGACCAAGCAUGGGUCCGAAUAUGGGCUCCAAUGCAAUGAAUACGAAUAAUUUCAAUCCCAAUAGUCAAUAUGGUGGCUACGGUACGAGGCAGCCUAAUUUCAACCAGUAUCCCACUCAGCAAUCGCUUGGCCCCACAGGCAAUUUUGGAGCAGGACCUGGAAACAUGGGCCCUGUAACAAACCCCAGAGGUUUUGAACAAAUGACGAAGCAAAUAAGAGGAGCAACUUCGCCAUUUCAAAAUCAAGCCCAGUACUUUACUGCUUCGAUGCCUCAAUUUCCUAACAAUAACGCUGGUCAAUUUAAUAUUACCAAUUCGGGACAUAGCGUGCAAGGACAGUAUAAUUCAUCCAACCAGUUUCAACAUGAUAUGGCAUUGAGAAACCAGCAAGUGAAUUACCAACAUAGUCCGAUCCCCGGAAAUCCGACACCACCAUUAACCCCAGCCACCAGUAUUCCUCCGUAUAUUAGCCCUAACCCAGACGUUAAACCAAAUUUCAACGAUCUGAAGCCACCACUACCCCAUAAAGAAGAUGAACUUCGUCUAACGUUCCCAGUGCGAGAUGGAAUAAUAUUACCACCAUUCAGGCUAGAGCACAACUUGGCUGUUAGCAACCAUGUGUUUCAACUGAAACCCACUGUGCACCAAACCCUUAUUUGGCGAUCGGAUUUGGAGCUACAAUUGAAGUGUUUCCACCAUGAGGACAGGCAAAUGAAUACCAACUGGCCCUCGAGUGUACAGGUUUCAGUAAACGCAACGCCUCUAAUGAUCGACCGAGGGGAGAACAAGUCCUCACAUAAACCGCUCUAUCUCAAGGAAGUGUGCCAACCUGGACGAAACACUAUUCAGAUUACAGUUACGGCUUGCUGUUGCUCCCACCUAUUUGUAUUGCAGUUAGUGCACAGGCCUAGUGUUAAAUCUGUUCUAAAUGGACUAAUGCGAAAACGGCUAUUAGGCGCAGAGCACUGCAUAACAAAAAUUAAGAGAAACUUCGGCAAUACGAAUUCUGGACCGAAUGAUCGAGAUGCCGUCGAACAAACCUCAUUAAAGGUGUCUCUCAAAUGUCCAUUAAGCUUCAAGAGAAUAACUUUGCCAUCGAGGGGACACGAAUGCAAGCAUAUACAAUGCUUUGAUCUUGAAAGUUACUUGCAGGUGAAUUGCGAAAGGGGGACUUGGAAAUGUCCUGUAUGCAACAAGCCUGCCCAGUUAGAAGGAUUAGAAAUUGACCAGUACGUGUGGGGAAUUGUUAAUAACACCGCCACGGUCGAUGUGGAAGAGAUUACUAUUGACAGUAAUGCCAGCUGGAAGAUUUCAAAGAGUGGAAUCAAGUUGGAAGACGAAGGCAAUGAGUCGUGCGCAUCAAAACGCAUGAACAAAGCCAUGUCGCCUGGAAGCAUGACUAUGCCGACCAUGAACAACUGGGAUAUGUCUCAAGCAAUGUCCCCCUAUUUACCUCCAGACAUGAACAGUAUUGCUAGCGGCUCUAUGAUUAAUGGAAGUUCUGGAUACAAUGGAGGCAAUCGAGGUAAUUGCUCGAUUGGUUCAGUUCAAAUUCCGUCCAAAACUGCAUAUUUCAAAACUGGAAUAUUAUCAUCCCUAUUAUCUACAGGAAAUUGUAUGGAUACCAACAAUAUGGGAUUCACCGGUUCAGAAUAUUUAGGAGGCAGCGGGCCUCUAUCGCACCUGAGUGAAAGUGUGAAUUCUUUAGACCCCUUAAACGCCAUGGAGAAAAGCCUAAACGAGCAGAUGCCACAUACUCCCCAUACACCACACACACCUCAUACGCCGCACACACCUGGAGGAGGUACUCCAGGAAGCGCGCACACUCCUGGGGGCACAACCGGACCCCCAAGUGUUCCUCCAGCCAGUAACGACAACCACAACACAAGCGGUGGCAGCACUGCGGGAAAUAAUGGAGGAAAUACUGCGAAUGGCAAUAACGGAAAUACGUGCGGAACCAACGACAACAGCCUACCAGAACUUCCAAGUGAUCUGAACUUUGAUCCAGCCGCCGUUAUUGAUGGAGAGGGGACUGGCCAAGAAUCUUUGAAUCUCUUACCGGAUGGUGUAGACCCAAUGGAACUCUUUUCUUACUUGAAUCCUGAUAUAAAUACGCCACCUUCAAGUGGUAGCAGUUCGGGGCACAACAAUUCCACUACAAAUGACGACAUAUUGGCCCUAUUUGAGUAAAAUAGUUCCUGUGAGCUCAGUUGUGAGUUACAUUUAUUGUGUGAUAUAGACCUUUGCGAGUGAAAUAGCAGGUUUCCUCGGUUUAAGUCUUAUGGCUGAUGCAGAUCAAUCCCUUUUAUACUAAACAUUGAAAUUCAAGAAACUCUGUAUUCUACAUAAGUGACUAUGACACGUAAAUUCGAAACACUAUUUUAAAAAACCGCUAAUAUAAUUUCAGCUUUACGUUACCAAAACUGAAAUUGACCAAUUUUAAUUUUGAACGAUUUAUAUUUCAUUAUUAUGCACACGAGGAAUACAUUUGCAAGUAAUACAAGGUCAACGCAGUAUACUCACAAAAUAGUAUAUAGUACUCACAAAUUCUUUACCCGAAAUAAGACGAUCUAGAAAAACUUACUUAUAUCUAAUGUUACUUCUUUUUGCCGCUACAGGGCGCCAAAAUUCUCAAAUUAGUAUCGUAUUUUUUCAAAUAAUUUCCCAACGCCCAUAUCGAUUGUUACUAAUUUUUUUGAAUUGCGUGGUUCUUUAAUAAAUGUUGGCAUUUUGUUAUCCCCGAUCCAAAUAAUUUUAAUUUUUUUAGCUGCUAGCUGAGUUUCUUUGGAAACUUUUUUGCCCCUUGUCAAAUUUUCGUCAGGCCUACAGUUUCUGGACAAAUAAUCAUUUACGAUACCUGACAAUUCAGAUUAUUAAUUAUAAAACUAAAAAAAAAGAAAAAUAGUAAUUCUGAAUAAUUGAACUAAGUUAAUUAUUUUAACAAAUGUUCAAAAAAUUGACCGUUUUCGCGAACACAAAUUAUUUCUGUUCAAAAAAUUAAACUAUACUUUGGGCAUCGUUGUCGGGCUUGUUUUUAAAACAAGCAGCUUUGAAAUUUGUUUCCAGUAAAUAGGCUUUUGUAGCAACGGGCUUUCCUAAAUCAAAAGUGUAUGCUCACUUUUGAUUUAGAAGAGCCUCACAGAAAACAUCUAGCGGCGUUAAAUCGGAUGAUCUUGGUGGCCAAUUUAUGGGUGGAUCGUUGCCUCUGUCGAUCCAUCUAUUAUUUGACUUCGCCCAACACCAAAAACAGUAAACACUCGGUUUGUUAAAUGAACGGAAUAAUUUAUUUUAAGCAACUCAUUCGCAAACACAGAAACGAAUUUGUAUAAUGUUUUUCACAUCAAACUAGUAUUGUAAAUAAUUUUUUGUACAAAAACUGUAUGUCUGACGAAAAUUUUACAACAGACACAAAGUUUACAAAAUCAGCUAGCAGCAGAAAAAAAUUAAAAUUAUUUGUACCGGGGAUAACAAAAUACAAACAUUUACUAGCGAACCAAGCGUAAUUUUUAAUAAUUUCACGCAUUAAAAAAGAUCACGCUCACCUACUUCACUUGCUAAAACACGUCAAUUUAUGUAGUAACGAUACUAAUGAUGAAUUAAUAUCCAAUUAAGCGACGUGUGGUUAAUUAAGCUUUGUACAGUUAUUUCGGAAACAUCCUCCUGUAUAUACAUUACUUGCUAGAAGUGAAAAAUGUUAAAUCUCGCUUAAUUUGAUCUCACUAAUCAUGAGUUAUUUGCACAUCAAAAUCCCUGUUUAAAAUUUGAUAAAUUCAAAUAUGUAACCUUCAAGAUAAAGGCAAUAACUUUUAAAUGAUCUCAGACACACCGACCCGCGGUCCACUAGGUCAUAAGAUUCUUUGAGUUUUGAGGAGCUACAAGUUAUUUUUAUACUGAUGAUUGAAUGAAAUUGUUUUAAAUAAGUUUGUUUUUGUAUAUAGCGUAUAGUUUUUUGGUAAAUUUCUCUCAUCUCUGGUAGCAUACAGCUUGUUUCUUGAAUUUCGUGCUUUUUUUUCGACCAUAUUGUAAACUCAAUCCAAAUAGGCGCAGUUGCAUAUGGCAAAUAGAGGAUACCGAAAUCAAACGAUUUGAAAUCUCUCAGCCUGUAUAUUUGUAAAUAGAAAGAAAUUUAUUGAUAUAGAGUAUAUCUAUUAUUAAUAUUUUUUUGGCGGGAGAAUGUUUUGCUUUAGCUGACGGUAUUAUUUUUCCUACUUAAUUAUAAGGACCUUAAAGAAUCAAAAUAACUGUUAGUAUUAGAAUUUAGUUCAUUUCGAACACAGUUUGUAUAUACCAUAUUGGUAACAUUGUAUUCCUAUUAUUUUUAUAAAUUAAAGUAAAUAAAAACUCAGCUAAAGCAAAAACUAGUAUUGUGGCCAGUUGUGUAGAAAAACAAAUAGUAUUAACCAUGAUGACCAAUAUAUGGGAAAGUACAAAGUUUGAAAAAUAUAAUUUAAUUCAAUAGGAACAGAAAUUCACUUAGUGUUAAAUUGUCAAAUUUUUUAUUUUCGAAUUGUAAAUUUUAUACUUUCCAAUAUGUUGAAAGUUUCAAAGUAGAAAAUUUUUUCAACCAAAAUUUCUAGGUAUUAUGACCACUUUAGGGUCUUUUUACAUAUGGAUGUUGCAUUAUAAACAUAAGCUUAAAGUAUAUAAAGUUUUUCUUUGAGAAAUUUGUGAACCUUUUCGGUGUUACGACUACUUAAGAUAUCCGACAAUUUCCCAAAAUCGAAUAACUCAGCGAAGUUUACCAACGAUUUUUACAUACUUUCCAGGAAACUGAAACGAGCUAAUUCAAAUUUUGUAAUAUAGAUCUACUAAUAGACACAUGCAAGAGUUAAUUAAAAUUGGUAACGUUACAUGAACAAAAACUUAAUCAAUAAACAGCAAAAAGUCGCCUCACAUCUUAAUAUUAUUUUGAGCUUGAACAUGUGUAACCCCAAUCUGUGCAUAGCAUAUAAUAAGGGGCCACAUUAUGACAGAAUAAAAUUUACAAUGUUGUCCAUCACUUGCGUUAUGGUUGGGCAUUGUAAUUUUAUAUACGUGUGCGGAACUCUGCAAACUGUGAUAUUUAACACUUAAUUAUAAGUACACUUUUACCUAAUAUAAUCGAAACUAUAUAGGUACGUUUGUGUAAAUUUACAGAAAUAAUAUUAGUUAUAAUUAGCGCAAGACCGAAAUCCUAUUAGGUAAUGUUUUAAAGAGGCCUCGUUUUGAUGUCGUAGACUUAAAGUGUUAAAUUUCAUGUGAUAAAAUAUAUUUUGGUAAAAAUGAGAAAUUGAUGUUUUAUUUUAAAAAUUUCCUGUAAAUGUCAGUGUCGUCUAAGUAAAUGUUGUGUCUAGGAAAAUUCGCUCAAUCUCAACAGCCUACCAAUUUCCAAUCAGAAUUUUCAUAGAAAUAGGAAACUAAUUCAAACUAACGUUUUGUGUUAUGAAGUGGAAUGUACCAUCAAGUGGCUAUAAAUAUAACGUUGUAAUUGUUUCAUUAGUGCCUUGAGCUUGGGUGGAUUUUAAAAUGGUUCCCACGAAAUUAGACCGAAAAGGUUCACAAAAACAUCAAAAGCAGAAGAUAAUGCCAAGAAACUUAACUUAUUCUAAAUCUGUAGGUAAUGCGGAGUUUUCAAGAUAAGAUAUGUAAAUGUAAACGUGACAAAAUGAAUAUUUAUAGAGAAUUUACAAGUAAUAUUAUGACACCAGUAAUAGAUAAAAUUACCAUAACUUGCUUCCAAAAAUGUGUAACAAUUACUAUUACUAUAAAAUUGUAAAUACAUUUUUUGCCAUCGGUAUUGCUCUUUGCCAAUAAUUAUUGUAUUUUUUAAAUAUUUUUGUCGCAUUUUUAUAAAAAAAUACAGGGUAAACGGUAAAUGAUCUCAAUUAAGCAUGAUGCAAAUUAGUUACUAUAAUUACUUAUUGACACAAAAAUAAAACAAAAAAGUUUGAACGCAUCAUAAAAAGCAAGUGUACAUACACAUUGCAUUGCCAAAAGUUUACCCCAGCUUAAAAUAUCGCAGCUUUCAAUUUUCAUCCGAGGACCAAUAUGUGUGUAAUUUCCAUUUAAUUAAAAUUCUAUAAGUUUUCCUAAUUUGAGACCAAAGUUUACAUAUCAUUUAUUUCUUUUGGACCAAGUAAAACAAGCAUUUGUAAGAUAUUACAUUAUUUUGUUCCUAUUGUGUUGGCAUUCUGCAAAACAUAGUCAAUACUAAUAAGAGCUGAUUAUUGGCAAACUUGAAAGUGUUUUUAAGAGAGUUUUUAACAAUUAGAGUAAUUGAGGAAUGUAGAAAAAUACUGUACAAGUUUUAUGUUGAAAAUAUUGUAAAUACCUGUAAAUUUUUUUAAAUUAUAAGUUACAUAAAAAUAGCUUUAUUCUUUGAUGACUACGUAAUUUUACAAAAAGCGUUUUGAAUAGAAUUUUUUUAGCUCACAAAAAUUUAAACAUUUUCAUCAAACAGCGACUUUUUGCACUAUUCAAAAUAUGAUUCAAGUAAAAUAAUUCCAUACAGGGUUAUUCACGAUUUCCGAUAUGUAAAAUUGCUGUUAAAAUAAGCAUUAUUUUAUAAAUACAUCAAUUCUCAGUAAGAAUUUGGAAUUUUGAACGCAAAUUUUACUUUCGGCUACUAACCGSAAAUUAAGAAAAAACAAACUAACACAUGUAAGGUAAAACAAAAUACCGUUGAAACGAUAAAUCAGUCGAAUCAAAAUAUUUAUAAAGCGUGAAUAMCCCUGUAUAAGAACUGCAUUGCAACAAAGCAUUUMAUUUCACUUAUUUUCAAACGAUUUAGUACAAGUUCUCMRAUUUAUGUUUAACUGAACUUAGAGCRGAACUUAWUAAUGUACUUUUUUGUUAUCAGUGUUUUUGUGCAAUCAAUAAAAACCGUAGACUGAGCGAUAGUCCUAAAA